GAUGCGCGCGCGAGGUUUGCUGAAUUUUCUCGUGUCAGCUUUUUAUCGAAAAAUAACUCUUUCUGUUAUUUGAGACGUGCCGGUGUGUUUACUGCGAUGGAAUUUAGCGUUCCGUGUUCUCUCGAGUCUUGAGUUUGGUUCUGCAAGGUGGUAUACGUAUCGCACUUUCCCUUCGUCAGUUUAACGCUAAGCGGCAUGAUGGUUAUUGAAAAGGUGCAUGGUCUUCAAGCGACCAGCUUGAGCCUCAACGAGAGGUUUACGCUGCUAGCGGCGGCAGCCCCGGACCGUGUGGUCUCGAGGCCGCGGCGGCGCCCGAGCGUCAACUCGUAUUUCAACGAGAACAACAUGAACCUGAGAAAUCAAAACUUUCUGGGGAGCGUUGCCGCCCGGCGUCUUGAAUUUGAGGCCAAGAGACAAGCACUGAGGCAGCGAUUGGGAACAUUACGUCGCUUCGGCAGCGAGAGCAGCCUGCCCGGCCUGCGACGCUACAACAGCUACAGCAACCUUAGCCAGGGCAGCUUCAAGCAGAGGCCGUCUUGGAGGCAGAAUGGGAAUCUGAGCCGCUCGACGUCUUUCGAAAACCUGUCGCAGGCCUGGCGCGGCUACCGCCGGCGCCGCGGCGUGUGGAGGGCUCGUGGUCGGUUCAGGGGCCGAGGCGGCUUCACGCGCGAUGUUUCUCGCUUCGCAGGCGCGGGCGGCGUGGGCACGCGCGGACGGACGCAGCGCGCGCGCGGCGGGGUCACACGUGCCAGGGGCAGGGGACGAGCUGGCAUACUCAAGAAUCAAACCCAGAAGCCGGUUCCCACGCGUGAAGAGUUAGACGAGCAGCUAGACCAGUACAUGGCGUGUUCGCGUGCCGCGCUCGACCACGAACUAGACGAAUACAUGAAGAACGCCAUGGAGCUCGAAUAA
Molecule: messenger RNA, 912 nt
Organism: Ostrinia nubilalis (European corn borer)
Lineage: Eukaryota; Metazoa; Arthropoda; Insecta; Lepidoptera; Crambidae
Product: chromatin target of PRMT1 protein-like
Exons: 5
Coding region: 196-912 (238 amino acids)
Source: RefSeq, a predicted model, not a curated record